Pieris brassicae (large cabbage white) is the source of this 8659-nucleotide messenger RNA. It is a transcript of the gene Pi3K68D, whose product is annotated as phosphatidylinositol 4-phosphate 3-kinase C2 domain-containing subunit alpha. The coding region runs from base 256 to 5526 and encodes 1756 amino acids. Gene Ontology annotation, molecular function: 1-phosphatidylinositol-3-kinase activity; 1-phosphatidylinositol-4-phosphate 3-kinase activity; phosphatidylinositol binding. Gene Ontology annotation, biological process: phosphatidylinositol 3-kinase/protein kinase B signal transduction; phosphatidylinositol-3-phosphate biosynthetic process; cell migration. The record is from RefSeq and is a predicted model, not a curated record. The transcript has 32 exons. Gene Ontology annotation, cellular component: phosphatidylinositol 3-kinase complex; cytoplasm; plasma membrane. Lineage: Eukaryota; Metazoa; Arthropoda; Insecta; Lepidoptera; Pieridae.
CGAGAAUAAAAUUGUUGUUAUAUUUUAUUUGUAAUUCCAUGAUGUCCUGAAAAUAACAAAAGUAUAACGAGUAAAAGUUAUAUUUGGAGAAGUAUUUUGUACAAAACAUACAAAUCGUGCGUGAAGUGCCUAGGUUUCUUUGUCUAACAUGUGUAGUGUUAGCAUAACAUUCAACAGUUAAUUAAAACGUUAUAAUUUUCUCACAUCAAUAUUCUGGAAAUGAUUUCUUCAGUAGUAAGUUAACGUGUAUCAAAAAUGUCCGAAUACGAUCUUCAGUUUCAAGAGGAUCUGGAAAAGGCGCAGGCUCUGAGUUUAGAAAGUCUUGCAUUGGAACAGUUUCGAAGGCAAAAGCAUUUAGCUAGUUCAGAUAAUGUGCAAGACGCGGGGAAUGCUACUAUACGUCGCAAGGAGGACUGUGAAGGACCACUACCGGCAUUGCCACCUCCGCCACGGAAACCACCACGACGUACUUCCAGCACUGAGAGCGCUAGGUCGACUGGCACAAGUCCUACAAGAAUUGAGAGCAAAGACCUGAUAUCAUUUACCAGCCCUACAAGUAAAACCGCACCAAAGGACUCUCAUGCGUACCUCAAGGAUUAUAUUGACCAGAUUUCAAAAUUGGGUCAGCAAACAGAAGAAUUAACAAUUUCAACCCCCGAACAAGCCACAAUGAAUAAUCAGUAUAAUCAAAGGCCGGGCUACAAUUAUCCACCUAGUAGCCAGUACCCUUACAAUUACCCAACUCCGUACAUGCCGGUACCUCCAUAUCCUCCGUCUACACCUUAUGGCAUGCCUGCCGCAUACCCCUACUACCCAGUGCAAGAAAUUCCACCUCCAUAUGUGCCCCAAGCUCCCCAACCCCCAAUCUAUGCACCAACAGUACCAUAUACUCAGACACGAAUGGCCGCUCCAUAUAUUCCAUAUCAGUCUCAAUAUAAUUACAACACAACUAAUAUGAUAACAAGACCGACACGGCCAAUUUACCCACAAUUAAGUCAAAUGCACACAUACCCCACACAAAAACCGGCACAAAAAGUCGAAAUUGAAAAUAAUAAUACACAAGUCAACGAUCAAAAGGCUCGGAAUUCGGAGGUCAGCGUUGAGACAAACGAAGCAGUGGACACAGUAGGCAGUUUACCGAAAUCCCAGAACUUGAUAGACUUCGGACUGAAGCCGCAAGGUAGCGUAAGAGUCAGUGUGCUCGAGGCCUUUGACCCGCUUUUAACUGAGCAAAAUCAUUCGGACUACGCAGCAGGUAGUCCGUCGUCGAGCGUACGUAGCGUGUACGAAGAUUACGAUCCGUUGGAUUUCUUGUAUGGAGAGACGGUACUACGAGAAGCCCCGAUAUAUGGGACCAUAAAUAAAAAAGAAAUGUUGCCAUCACCACCUCCAAAAUCAAUUCCAAGUGUUGCUCCAACAGUUAAACGACCGACUACGAAUAAGCUAUACGACUGUAUAGAGAAGAUACACACAAGGAAUUACGACAGCGAGCACAAGGCGUUUUUGAAAAUGGUCUUAGAUGUUAGAAAAAAGUUUGUACACACCGAUGAGAAAACCAACCCAGGGCAUGUGAUAGCCGGACGCUCGGGUGGCAAAUACCCGCCCAAUACCAGUAUAAAGAUUCUAGUCUAUAACUCACACACAGAUGAACCCAUCACAUUCACUUCUGAUGCGGAGUCAACAGUAGAUCAUGUAAUCCUUACAGUAGUGUGUUCUCUUGAUGAAGAUAUUCGAGAGGAUAUGUCAGGAUAUAUGCUAAGGGUAUGGGGUGCCAAAGAAUACUUAACGCCGGGUAGUUCACUAAGCGAGUACGAUUAUAUACGUGAAUGUGUACGCUUAGAAAAGGACGUACGUCUGUGCUUAAGUGAGGGGAAAGAUACGUCACUAGCAAGGACAGAAAGAGAUGACGCGAAGGACACGCAUCUGACUUUAGAUGAUUUGAUACCAGUACAAGGAGCGACGCUUGUGUUGACGUUUGAUAAUUUGUCUAUUCUGCUAGAGACCUUAGAAGGAGAAUUAUCCCGGGCAGUAGGUGUUGUAGGCGCUGAAGGCUGUUGUUCGCCAAAUGGCGUGUUUCAAGCCGUCAAAGCUAUAUGCGCACUCGCAGGUGGACUUGAAACGUUGCAUGUCACGCAUACGUUGAACGCGUUCGCUCAAGCUUGUACUGCACAGGUAACAGGCGCAGUGCGUCCUGAAAUCCAGUCAGACAACGGUCCCUACUGUUCUGUGUCUGUACGUGCGGCCAACGUGCGCGAAACGCUCGUACAACAGUGUGUGCGCGUUCGGGAUGCUGUUAGAGGAUUGUUGGCACUCUAUACUAGGAGCAGUUUGUUGGACUUUAGAUUACCAGAUUCUCCUAUAAUGACGCCUGAUCCGUCAAAAGCCGUCCCAGCAGAUACAAUAACAGAAACGACAUUAUUCUGUAUCGAAGCAGUGCAUUGUCUACCCCACUGCUGGAAUCAUGACGAAUUCCUAUUUCAUGCACAAAUAUACUACGGCACGAGACCUCUCAAGACCUUACACCUCACUCACACCUCUGGAAUCGAAAACGGCGGCUUUUAUCCGCGCAUCAUAUUUGAUAUAUGGUUAAACAUGGAAGACAUGCCAAUCUAUUCCCUUCCUCGUGAAUCGCGUCUAGUUCUGACGUUAUACGGUCGUACGCAGCGGACGGACUCGCACGAGCCAGACGCGAACACGCACGUACAAGAAGGCAGCGCAGUGGGGGAUGUACAAUAUGUACAAACGGAACUAGGAUGGGCGGCUAUACAGAUGUUUGACUAUGAUGGCAUGUUAAUGUCAGGCAGCUACGUGCUUCCCUUGUGGCCCAGCUGCUGCGAUAGAAGGCUCGGCCCGGCCCCGCAUCCCGCCGCCUCACCCCCCUCGCCCUACCCUCUUCUCAAUAUCGAAAUCCCUUCAUACAACCGCUUGGGUGUGAAAUGGGUGGAAGCAGAGGAGAAAUCCAUAUCAGUCAAGGAUUUACCAUCGUUUGAGUCCCUGGACGGUCACACUCAGUCGCAGUUGCUCCAUCUGACUGAACAGGGAGCUUAUCAGAGGAUGCCCAUCGAAUGUAGGGAGAUAAUGUGGGAAAAAAGGCAGUAUUUAGUGGAGCUCCCUGGAGCCUUGCCACUGGUUUUAUUAGCUGCGACCAACUGGGCAGGAGAACAAAGAGCUCAAUUGAUAGGUCUGAUGCAGUUGUGGGAGAAACCAUCACCACUUAACGCGAUGCAUCUUCUUCUACCUUGUUUCCCAGAUCUGGCAGUUCGCAAAUUAGCCGGUGAGAUGAUACAAGGCAUGUCUGACGAUGAUUUUAUAAGAGUUCUACCACAACUUGCGCAGGCACUUCGUUACGAGACGUACGAGUGUAGUACUUUAGCUGAGGUACUAUUAUCAAGAGCUUUGUCGUCACCAGGAAUCGCACACAAACUGUUUUGGCUUUUGGUACACUCGUUACCUAAUGUGCCACAGGCAUCAAGUGAAGAGUUUUUGGGGAUAAGUCUAGAAGAGAACGGUAGUGAUAGUGAAUCUCCAGACGCAAGUAUCACAAGUGCUUGGAGAUACAGGAUGGUGCUGAAAGCUUUGCUUGCUGUUUGUGGAGACGCACUUAGGGACACCCUGUUGAGGCAGCAGAUGCUUGUUAAGAAUGUAUCAGAAGUAGCGAUGUCAGUAAAAUGCGCCAAAGAAAACCUUAGACAGCGAGCUUUAUAUAUGGGAGGAGAAAAACUGGCGACAUUUUUGCGUCAAGAACCUGCUGCAUUGCCUUUCGCAUUACAUCGCUAUGUUCACGAUAUUGAUAUUAAGUCGUGUUCGUACUUCUCAUCCAACACGUUGCCAUUAAAAAUCAACUUCAUCGGUGUGGACAACGCAGUUGUACCUGCCAUGUUUAAGGUCGGCGAUGAUCUCAGACAAGAUGCGUUAGUGUUACAAGUGAUCAAAGUGAUGGAUAGUCUGUGGCUUAACGCAGGUCUCGAUCUCAGGAUUGUCACAUUUCAAGCGCUUCCUACCAGUAAUAAAAGAGGGAUGAUAGAAAUUGUAUCAGAAGCGGAAACAUUACGCGCGAUACAAACGGAAUGGGGGCUCACGGGCUCGUUCAAGGACAAGCCCAUAGCUGAGUGGCUCGCAAAGCACAACCCAUCGGAGCUUGAGUACCAAAGGGCUAGAGAUAAUUUUACUGCUUCGUGUGCCGGGUACAGUGUGGCUACGUAUUUACUGGGCAUAUGUGACAGGCACAACGAUAAUAUCAUGUUGAAGACGUCAGGACACCUCUUCCAUAUUGAUUUUGGGAAGUUUCUCGGCGAUGCGCAGAUGUUUGGAAACUUUAAACGUGACCGGGCACCUUUUGUAUUAACUCACGACAUGGCGUACGUAAUUAAUGGCGGAGAUCGGCCCACGCAGCGCUUCCAGCAUUUCGUGGAAUUGUGCUGUAUGGCUUUCAAUAUAGUGCGAGCACAUCACGAUCAUAUACUGGAUCUUUUCGCUUUGAUGGCGAUGUCAGGCGUGACAGGCGUCACGAGCACGGCCGUAAACUACGUGCGAAGUGCGUUGUUGCCCGCCGCCACCAACGCUGAGGCCGCGGCUGCCUUCGCCAGACUCAUACAUUCCUCGCUCAAGAGCAAAUUUACACCAAUCAACUUCUUCCUACACAAUUUGGCGCAAUUGCGUGCGAGUGGAGACCAGGGGACUAACACUUCGGAAUUACUGUCCUUCAUGCCGAGAACUUAUUCUAUGGCACAAGAAGGUCGUAUAGUACGCGUUGAGUGUCUCAGUUACGAAAAGCGCUACGACCCCGAAAAGCACUACGUAUACGCUCUACGUGUGUACAGACAAGGCCAGGCCACGCCCGCGAUUCUCUACCGGAGCUAUAAACACUUCACCGAGCUAUAUCAGAAGAUAUGUCUUCAUUUCCCACUCGCCAAAGUGCACAGUCUACCCUCCGGUCUACACGUGGGUCGUUCAAACAUUCGUCAAGUGGCCGAGAGACGUUUUGGUGAUGUCCAAGCAUUUCUCACGUCACUCUUCAACCUAGCAGACGAAAUAGCACACUCGGAUCUCGUCUACACCUUUUUCCAUCCACUCUUGAGGGACCAACAGGAUGUCGAACCACAAAGGAUGAGAAGAGGUGAGACAGCGGAAGUGGAGAGCAGUGGAUCGGGAUCUUUGAAGCUGUCAGUUCAAUAUACUGGUGGAGUUCUGUCAGUGCUGAUACUACAUGCGCAGUCGUUGGCCGUAACGCCUCAGGGAUUGCCGCCUAACCCAUAUGUUAAGGUAUACCUAGUCCCAGACCCCACCAAAGAGACGAAACGAAAAACGCGCGUGCUCAAACGCAACUCGCACCCAUCAUUUAUGGAGAUGUUGGAAUAUCGCUUACCCCUGGACGUUCUCAAGAACAGAAGCCUUCAAGCCACUGUAUGGCAUUACGAUUCCUUACAGGAGAAUCAGUUUUUGGGUGGUGUGGUGGUACCUUUAGGUUCCUUGCCUUUAAGGCAAGAAACGGUGGCCUGGUACCCACUGGAGUACAUACCCCGGUAGCUAGUACUCGCUCGCUCCGCUAUGUGGAGUACGGACUUUUUUAGAUAGAAAUUUUGGAAAUGUAGUUAUUAUCGAUAUUUUUUUUACUAUACUUGUUUUUCUAAAUCAGGUCUUUUUGUACGCAAAAUCUAAGUGCGAAAUAUGGGAAUUUCCUAAAAACUACUUGGGGCCGUUCAAGUAUUACGUAAGGACUAUAGGGGCAGGGGGCCGCUAUGAUUUGGUGGCGUCAUCAGUAAUUAUUUACUUUUUUACACAUACUACCCACACAUUGUCUAUGUUUGAAAAUGAAAUGCCUUUCCAAAGUUUUCUUCAAAAAAUUAAUGUACUAUUAUUUUACGGAGCUUUGCUUACUUUUGCUGACAAGAGGGGAGGGGGGAUAUUGCAGUAAAUCUGCUUACGUAAUAUUUGAACGGCCCCUUGUAGCAAAUGUUUAUAUACACCGGUAAACUUUGACUUGUCUAAGAGCAUUUAUGAGUUCUUGAAAUUGUACAUUCCAAAAAUUAUGAUUUGUGAUACAAAUGUUAUCGGAUUGGAAUUUGGAAAAUUCAAAUCAAUUAUACCUAUAUAAAGUGCAAUUAAUCAGUAAUUUGCCACGAUUUUGUUGCCUACAUAUGUGGAAAUGAAUUCGAUAAAAAACUGGCCAUUAGCGGGCAUUUAGAAUAAUAGCUUUUAAUUAUUUUUCCGAUGUAUUUUAUUUUUUGAUACAUUUAUUUAAAUUAUAAUCUAUGAUUUUUCUAUAAUGUCGCUUAUACAUCAGUAGUAUUGUUUCUUGGUGCUGAUAAUAAUUACAUUAUUGCUUAUUCCUAUAUGAUAAUACUAAUGAAAUAAUUAAAAAAAAUAUUACAAAGAAGCAAAGCGUUUAAUAGUGGAAUGAUGUGUGAGUGUGUUUUUUUUAUUAUUUUUAAUUAAAAUAAUAUCAGUAGAGAAAAUUGUAAAACAUUAUUAUCAAAUGUAUUUUAUAAACGUAAUUGUUAUUAUGCAAUUUUUUUGAACAUAUCGUAAUCGACAUUAAAGUAGUAUUGAGAUCUGAAUGGUGGGAAGAUGUUUUUAAUAUCGUAUAUUAUACCUAUAUAGAUAUUUUUAGAGGAUUAUUUAUUGUCAUAGUAACAGCGAUUCGUCUAUUAGGCCCCACAGAGCAAGUCAAGCCGCGCUGUCAAGUGUCAAACUUGACAGUGACAGCUAGUGACUUUCACGUUCUGCAAUGCGAAGCCUAUUGUGAUGUGCAGUAUUUGUGCUUAAUACUUAUAAAGGAACGAUGGAUGAUAUAGCACAAAUGAACUAGGAGUUUUGUUGUAUUGAAAUUGAGUAUUUAUUGCUUGGUGUUAAAGUGCGUUUUUUAAGGCACGUCCAGCUUGUAUUACUGUCUUGUUGAAAAGGAUAGGAAAAUAGUGCAUAAGGUGUUAUUGGUGUUUAUGUAUAUGUCGCAGCCAACUAGCUUAAUUAGCCGUUCAAUUAACAGCCUAGCCGUUUAACUAGUGGCCCGGAAGAUGUUCAGCCAGUUGAUCAAAUAGCCAGGCAUGGUUAAUAUGGCGUCGUCAAGCACCAACUUUGAUGGUGUUUUCUAAACUUUCAUGAAAAACAACAAGUACAAUGUAAGAGUGUAGAGAAUUUAACUCAAGGAAUUUAAUUUUACAAGGAAUAUUUUUUAUGUCAUCUUUUUUUAUUUCUGUCAAAUAAUGACUAUCGUACGAAUGGCCUAAGCGUUAGCCAGCAAGUUUAUUAAAUGUUGUAACAAACGCUACGGCUGAAUAUCUUUCAGGCUGCUAGUUAAACGGCUAAUUAAGCUAUUUGGCUGCGACAUAUAUAUUUAAAUUGUCAAUCAAUGACGUUGAAUCAAACUAAUAACAUUAACACUAGAAGUUGAGGCUCUGGCGUCCUCGAUUCUCAAUUAAAAAGUAAUAACUAUUCAAAUUGUUUAUGUUUAAACUACAUUUUGCCUUUAUUUAUUAUUGUAAGUUGAAAGGCCAGUAAAAUUAUUACGAACCAUUUACAUAUGUAAUCAGACAUUAUCUAAUGUCAGAGAUGAGCAUAAUCGUGGUUUAUUUAAAAAAAAAAACAAGUCUAAUUGGCUAAUUUCAUUGAAACUUUAACAGUAUAUUAACCCGCAAUCGAUAUCUUAUCUCAGUUUUUGAAAGUGUAAUUAAAAUGUUAUUUUUGAAAUAAAAACACUGUAUAUUUAAAUUUGAGUAAUCCUUUAAUGUAUGGACCCAUAUCAAAUACCAUUCCUGUUAAAGCUGCCAUUUUAUAUAUAGGCGUUAAACAUCACAAGCGUGUUACAAGUAUGGCACGAUUAUAUAAUCAUACUUUAUAGAUGACGGUACAUAAAUAGAAAAAACAUAGGUAAAUUGAGAAACGCCUGAAACACUCUGGUACUCUGUAACUCCGCAGUAGCGAUACCAAUAAUGUUGUUAUUUUGUUAAAUUCCAUGUACUUUUCUUGGCCGGUAAGAGCGGCCAUUGAUAUUAGUAUUGCCAGUAAAUAAAAAUUAACAAUUAUAAGGGGAAUAAUUUACAGUCAUGCAAGCCAACAUAAUAAUUUAUUGAGAUGUCUUCAUAAAGCAAUGCAUCUGGAAAAUACAGGUCUAGGCUUAAAUAAAUGUGACACAAACUUAGUAAUAACUAAUAUGACAGGUUGACCUUUACUAUUAAUAUAAUAUCUUUCAAGAUACCUAGUAAUCAAAGCCGUUCGUUAAUUAAAACUUUGCCGUUGUAAUGCAAGGAAUAAAAUAAAUACAUUUUAGUUGGAGUUUGACUAGGUGUUGGUAGAUAAAUAAAAUUAUUUGUUGUACGCACUAAAAUGGCGACGGUAGUAUCAAUUUGAACCGCCGGCCAAGAAAAUUAUGUGGCAUUGUGUCGUGUUCUUAGGUAUCGACAGCGCUACGGCAUAGAGCAUCUCAUAUGGGUAUAAAAUCUUCGCUUGUUACAGAAUACCGAAGACGUUAGCCCUGAGCAAUGAGCAUCCAUCGUUCCUAAUAUCUGCUUCCAGUAUUUGCUCAAAUUGUUUUAACAUUGAGCACCGACUGAUAACUAACGUGUACAUACUUUAGAUAGAUUUUGUAUCAAUUUUUCUGCAUCGUGUAAACGAGACAUAAUAAUUUGUUGCAUUUUAAUUUGUAAUAAACUGCUGCGAUAUA